Ornithodoros turicata is the source of this 1288-nucleotide messenger RNA. RefSeq names its product tetraspanin-33-like. The transcript has 3 exons. Gene Ontology annotation, cellular component: plasma membrane. Lineage: Eukaryota; Metazoa; Arthropoda; Arachnida; Ixodida; Argasidae. Bases 230 to 1159 code for a protein of 309 amino acids. The record is from RefSeq and is a predicted model, not a curated record.
AGUCACGCGAGCUGGCAGAAGAAGAAGGAACAUCUCGUGUCCAUCGCUUUUCUGCGGAGCCCCCUCAGAACCCUGGCCAAUCGCCCUGUGUGGCUUGUGGCCACUGUGCUUAGUGGUGGAAGAAGAAGAAGAAUAAUAGCCUAACACUCGUUCGAGGUUACUUCGCUUCUUUGUAAGUUCGCGUCGCUGCUUUCUAAAUUCCCAGAAGACCUCGAACCACAGGAACGAAAUGCAAGCUCCGAAUAAUCCAGCCCCACCACCAAAACCGCCGAGAACUGCCCCCGUUGAAGAGGAAGAGACCGUCAUUUUGGACGUGAAUCCCAUUGUACGGUAUCCCUUGCUCAUCUUCAAUCUUGCCUUCUGGUUUGUGGGCUUCGGUCUGGUGGCUGCCGGAGUUUACACUCUCGUCGACACCAUAGAGACGGACGAAGACCACGACGUUCUGGGCACCUUGACGAAGCACAGUCUUUACGGCGUCCUUUUAGCUCGCAUCGAGGUCUUGGUCAUCAUUGUUGGUUCCUUGCUCUUCCUUUUGGCCUUCUGCGGCUGCGUCGGAGCACUUCGGGAAAAUACGUUCCUCCUGAGAACUUACUCUGCCUUUCUCACAUUGCUUGUGAUUCUCAAUCUUCUCAUUGGGCUGAUGCUGGUCUUUGUUCCCGGAGCUUUAAAGCGAAUUUUCAGUCAGGUGUUCUCGGAGAACAUGAUCAUCUACUACAGAGAAACGCAAGAUUUUCAGCAGCUUGUGGAUUCUGUUCAGAAAACGUUGGAAUGCUGUGGGAUGACGGAUAAGAGCUUUCGGGACUGGAACCUCAACAUGUACUUUAAGUGCAACAUACAGAACCCGAGUCACGAACGUUGCUCGGUUCCUUACUCGUGCUGCCGUCAGAACAAGACAACUACUGUUAGUAUAUUCUGCGGGAAAGGCGUGCUCAAUAUGUCCGACUACGAAGCCUGGUACCGCAUCAACAUCGGCAACUGUCCCGACGCUGCCAACCGAUACGUCAAGCAGCAUGUCCUGGUGGUCGCCGGAGGAUGCCUCGUUGCCGUUAUCGUCCUCAGCUUCGUCGACAUGAUCACACGCUCACUUAUCGAUGAAAUCAAAGUCAUUCGGCACAUCUACAUGAAAGUAGAGACUGCUGAAGCGGGAAUGAACGCUUAGUGCGAUAUUCGAGGCUGGAAUUCGCCCGUUCCUUCCAAUUGUUUACACUUUACAUCGAAGCAAACCUACAUUUGAAAAUACUGUAUCGCGAUGCAAAUACACACGUGUAUCCGAAGAUUUUGACCAAUA